GAAAACUACUAUAAACUAUUAUUAUCUACUUCUUGCGUUGCAUCUCUUAAGACAGGAUAAAUCACUAAAAGCUUUUUAAUCCUGCCGAACUUUUGGAAAAGGUCCAAAUCACCACGUCCUACAUCCACAGUUUUUCAAAACUCCCCAGUCAGCCUCGUUUACAGCUGCAAAGUCGUGCCGUGACUCUCCUCCUCGUAAAUUCUCAUUCAUGUAAUCAGCGUUAAAAUAAUUAAGCUGUGGAUUUUAUUUCUGUUUUUCUGAAAGGAUUUAUUUGUUAUUAUUAUUGAAUUUUUAUGUAAUUUUGGUUGUAAAAAGUUUUAUUAUUGCUUGGGACAUUAUUGCUAUAAACAAUAUUUCAAGCCACAAAAAACCAACUUAAAAAAAUAAAAUGAGCUAGAUUUUAGUGUUAAGAAGCUUAAUUUUCCGAAGAACAUUAAGUGAUGUGUAAUUAAAAUGACAGUUAGUGUACGUUUCGCGUAUCGUCAGGAUGCAACGAAGGGAAACCGGGAGACCUAGAGUGAGGGCCGGGCGUUCUGUUAAUAUCCGGGAUUGGCAGAAACAAGGGGAAGUACUGUCUACCUGGAAUGAUGAGUUGUGCAGUAGUGAAUCCCUUCCUGAGGUAGAGAUCAUCAGUCUUCUAGAGGAACAAAUUCCUCGGUACAAGCUACGGGCUGAUACUCUUACUAAAUUCGGAGGUUACACAAAUCAGGAUUGGUUCAUACCAUCACCAGCGCUGCAAAUAGACGAAGCAGACCUGAAAUUAUCUCCGGAUCAAAUCCGAGAAACGCUAAACUAUUUCCUUCUAUGUAGUAACCGUGUGAGCCAAAUGACAAAAACCUACGAUGACAUAGAAGCAGUUACUCGGCUUCUGGAAGAGAAAGAAAAAGACUUGGAACUGACUGCAAGGAUCGGAAAAGAACUGUUACAGCACAAUAAUAAACUAGAAAAUACGGUAGCCUCAUUGGAAACCGACUUAAAAGCCGCGCACGAGAAAAUCACACAGCUCAGCCAUGAGGUACAUAAGAAGACUGAACUUAUCCAAAUCCUUACCAACGACAUGGACGAGUCCAUGUUUGAAACCGGAUCCUCCGGACGGAUCAACUUGGAGCUUAUGAAUAAAAGAAUCGCAUCUCUACAAGAUGAAAACAAAGCGCUAAAAACGGAAUAUUGUCAUUUAGCGGCCUGCGCUGACGAUAUUGAAGCUCAAGAACAAAGGCUGUUGAAAGAUUUGACUGGACAAUUAACUUGUGCAAAUUCAAGCAUGGGUUAUCUGGAGGAUGAGCUAGAUAGGACAAAAGAAGAAAAUCGGAUGCAACACGAGCAAAUAUUGUCAUUGCAGGCGCAACUACAAGAUACCGAAGAUAAACUUAGAAAACUAUUAACUGAUAACGAUGAAAUGGCCGGCCUACUUCAAAUUACUAAAGAAAACCAAGGCAGUUUGGCAGUCGAACUUUCAGAAUUCAAAGCUAGAUAUUACGAAGUAGAAGCUCUACUGCGCGAUGCACAAGAACAAAUUAGGAAACUCAGGAAAAAGCAAAUGCCCGGUGCUAGAAUAAGCAUGUUUUCAUCGUUGGGGGCCACUGGAAUAGCUCCAUUUGAUAGUUUGCAGAACGAACUGGAAAUGUCCAUGCAUUCACACCUAAGUUUGGAUUCUGGAAUAUCUAAUUCCACUGAUACAGCAUUGCCUCAAUACAAAAAAGUCUUUGAAACCGUUCGCUGUGCUUCUCAAAAUUCUCUCGGCAGUGCGGAAAGUUUGGGUAGCCUACAUUCCUCGAUGGGAGGUUACGUCAGUAGUUCUAGUAUGCCUGGAGGGACUGGUCCCCGUAUGAGUGUAAUGUCACAGGGCGGCCACAGUAGCUAUUCUGGACACAGCGGAUAUGGGGCACAUAGAAGACCUUCUUCAUCAAUUUACAGUAGCAGUUCCUUAGGAUAUCCCAGCUUAGACUCAGCGGGACAUUCAGAUAAUGAUUCUAUGCCUACUACAGAUUCAGAGGAUGGAUAUCCUGGAGGACCUCAAAAGGGCAUUCCAGGCGUUCCCGGUGCCACCGAACUGGAAGCAGCCCUCCAAAGACUAACUCCUGGCGCUGUCUUGGCUCGUAGGGCCAACCUGCAAACAAUGCCUAAUUAUGGCGGUUACGAAGGCGAUUCUUUUCUUCCGUUCGGUUGUCGCACUCCUGAUAGUCUGAUGUCAACGGGCUCUGGAAACUACUACACUGGAGGUUGGAAAUUGCCAGAAAAAUUACAAAUCGUCAAGCCUAUGGAAGGAUCGCAAACAUUGCAUCAUUGGUCUCAACUCGCACAGCCUACUUUUGGAGGAUUGUUGGAGGAAAGACCUGGAGUUAAAAUAAGAGGUGGCAAAGAAUUAGAAGAGAUGGGACUAGAAUCUUACGGCCUAAGCGACUUAGAAGAAGACGAGGAAUACACAAAUCCGGGCAAACUUUUCGACUCCUCCCUACAUACGUUCACAUAUACUAACAGCACAGUAAUGCAUCCGGACGAUGGAACUUUCGUUUCGCCCAGCACCAGAGGUAGCCGAGUGGUCUCAGAGUGUACCAGCAUACAAAAUUCGCCUCCUCAAACACCGAUGGGAUUGAGCAGGCGAAAUUCCUGCAGUACGUUUUCAACAACUUUGGGGUUAGCUAAGAUGCUUAACGAACGAGGUAUCAAAGCAGCUACACCCUCUGCCUUCAACACGCCAAGUGGUGCCAACAGUUUCACUCCAACUGCCACGCCACAUAACAGCCCCGACGGUACGCCAAUGAGCACUCGACCAGGUUCGCCAGAACCCUAUGAGGCCUUCAGUUUGCCCCAGCUACUUCUUAGCUCAGUGCCGCAGUUCCUUAGAGAUACUGUGGGCGGCGGCGGCGGCGGAGCCAGCAAAAAACUUAGCUUUAGCAAAUCGAAAAGAAGGGCCGCACGACAGGAUAAGCAAGAGAGCAUUGUUGGGCAAAUAGAGAAGUUUGGUAUUUCAAACCUAAUGACAGGCGGGCCUGGUGCCUUGUCGAUAUCCGGAGGAAUGUACGCCAGACCUGCCCUAACUAGUCCCAUGGCCCAAUUGACUUGUUUGCUUCCUAGUCAUAGUUCUGAAGACUUACCUGGGACUAGUGAGAAGUCCAAUAUCGAUCGAGUAACAACAACACCACUUACAAAACCUAAGCCUGACCUCGGAGUACCAGGUAAGCCGGGCAGUGGCGCCCUCAAUCGUCGUCUAGAGCAAAUGAGCGCCAGAAAACAACGAAGACAAGGCGGAACGGGUCAAACUCGGCCAGAUUUGGGCACAGUGUCGACAAGGAAAAGUCCAGAACCGGAUCAAGCCAGAAGUGCUUCCACGUUGGGCACGUUGAGCAGUCUUUUGUUCGGAAGAAAGGGUGGCUUGUUUUAGAUAGAGAUUUGGAUUGAUUCGAGGGACAGAACAAUUGGCAAUAACUUAUCAUCCAGAGAAACGUGAAAUUAUAAUUGCAUUUAAAAAUAUCAAUGCUGCGUUUAUUAAUCGAUAUUAUUUAUUUUAUAACAGGCAACUUUUUUUUUUCAAAUUUGUCAUUUGUUCUGUUUCUAGAUAAUUUUGUGAUAUAGAUAGAAACGGCGUUAACCUCAACGAAAUUCUGAAUCAUAUAUACAUUUCUUCCAUUUAUGUCAUCUCCGUCUAUAUCUUUAUUAUUUUCCGUGAAUUGAUUCAGACUGGGAUGAUCAAAAUUGAGCGGAUAUGGAUAAAGAAUUUAACUAUUUAAAGAAAAUUUGCGUCUUUAUACACUGCGAACUUCAUGUUAAAAUUUGUGGCAAAUACUCCAGAAAUUUCGGUAGGUAUCCCAAUUUCAUCUCACUUUCUCCUUAAACAAAAAUGUGGACAUGUAUUAGUAGGUAAUAGUUUUUGUCUCGCCGAAUGGACAAAUAAAUAACUAAGAUCAUUGAAAAAUUUAAAGUGGAUGUAGAGCCAAUUUGCCAAUUUUUGAGAACUAUUUCGUUCUAUAUAGCCAGCAGUACACCCACCCCUAAAUUCUUAAAUGGAAACUGAUACUUUUCAAUUUUUUUCACUUUGCACUAUUCUUUCAUAUGAAUGUAAUACCUGGGUCGUUCUCAAGAUAAUGAUCAUUUUUCACAAGACUGUCCUUCUAUUGUUUAUUGUUACGGAGGAUAUUGUGUAUGGGUGCUGCACAUGACAGCCAAAAUUGUAGUAGUUCGUUUUGAAAUGAACACCCAGGUAUUACAGUUUUAAUCAUAUUUCUCACUUUUUUAGUUGGAAAAUAAAAAAGUGUAGGAGACAUGAAUAGUAAGCUAACGAAGGUUAACGCCGUUUAAAUAAUCUUAGUGCUAAACCGCCAAACAAUUACUAAAAGGUUUGAAAAAUAAAUUUAAUCAAUAAUACCCGUAUUUAUAUAUUUAGCAAUAAUUUAUAUGAAGUGACCUAAGCCUUUUAGUUUUGUUUUAUUUUAUUAUACCUUACUUGAAAAGUGCUUUGGAAAAUGAUGGUUAUAUUAUUGGUGCCUGGAUUCUUUUCCCAACUAGUUUAAUGUUUCGCUUUUGGUAAUUCUGCACAAAAAAUUGAUAUUAAUUUUGGUAACUGUGUUAUUAUGCAAAAGCAAAUACAUAUACCAAAUCUAACGUGAAAUUAUAUUAAAUGAAUCAUACUUCUGAUAUUACGAAAUUUGUGAUUUAAUAUUAAAAUGCUUGAUGCCUCUUUUUGUUAUUCGACUAGUUAAAAUUUAUUGUGGCGUCUUUUUAUGCGUUAUUUUAUUGAUCUGAGAGUAUUAAUUAACUGGUUAAUUAACGGUUCCUGUUUAUUAAGCUUGUUUUAGAGCACAAAAUACAUGUUUUGAAAUGAGUUUUUGGUGCUGUUAGGCUAGAGUGUAUAUAAAAGGUUGUGUAUAAAGAACGCUAUUACAGGUUUCUUUUUUAGUUUUUAGUCUAGUUAAUCAGUCAAGUAUUUUUCUUUGUAUUGAUAUGUAAGGCGGCUACUAGUUCAAGUAUUUGUAACCAUAAAACGAUUAAUAAAAAUUUCCCCUAAUUCCGCAGAUUCCUAAAAUCAGAAAUGUUGAGUGGGGGAGAAGUAUUAUUCAGAAAUAUUUCUUGAUCAAAAAAUAAAACAUGAAUUUGAGGUUUUCUAGUUUGAAUUUCUCAAACAAGUUUGUAACCAUUCUCAUACCUACAUAUUACGGUACAAAAACAAAAAUAUCAAUAUAAAUUAGAAUUUCAGCUGUCAGAAAUAUUUUUGUGUAUUUUCCUAUUUAUUUUUUUUUGUCUAUUCUUUUUCCUUUAGAAAUAUUUAUUGAUUUAUUAUUUUAGACAAAUAUCUAAACUAGAACAUUUACAUAAUAUAGAAUAUUUGAUCAAUAUCCGAUACAGUAUCAACGUAGCUGUAAACUAUUUUAUUAUUUAAAGGAUUUGUUGCCUGUUGAAUAAAUAUAUAAUGAA
Messenger RNA from Ceutorhynchus assimilis (cabbage seed weevil), 5409 nucleotides. The record is from the annotation of a GenBank genome assembly. Lineage: Eukaryota; Metazoa; Arthropoda; Insecta; Coleoptera; Curculionidae.